UCUCUCUCUUUCCUUCCUUCUCUCUUCGUGUUGUCUGUCAGUCUGUCUGACUUGGAGAGUUUUUUCUCAACAGACAAAUUACUUCACGACGAAGAAGAGAAGAAGGAAAAUCAAACUGAACGCAAAACCCUAACGGAAGAAGAUCGAACCUAUCGAUUUCCAUGGAGUCGCUGUCUCGACCACCGCACAGAAGAAAGCACUCCUCCUCUUCAUUCUCCCGCAGAAACCCCUACGCCGACUUUGUGCUCUCCGGAGGCGAUAAAGCAAAGUGUCAGCCUGUCGAGUACGCCGAGAUUUUCUCAGGUUCUUCUUCCAUUCCGGUUCUCGAUCUUUCCGGUUUGAGCAAACCGGACGGUUGCCGGAGCUCCGAGCUCGAUUACUCCAACAUUUUCGGUGCUAAGGCUGGUGACGUGGCCUUGACUCAUGAGCAGCUGUUCAAUAAGAAAACCAAAACGCGGAUUGCGGCAGAUUCAGAUUCUCCGUUUCCAGGAAAGGCCAAAAGCUCAUUAGGUGGUAAUGGUCUUCAGCAGCAAUUUAACUUGUCAUUUAACAAGACCAGUCAAAGAAGUAGCAAUGAAUCGAAUGGGAAAACACAUAUAGCACCGCUUCAAGCUGUUCCUGGUUUUACUCACUUUGUUGAUGAUGGAACUCCUCAACCGCAGAAGAAAGAGGGUGAUACCCCUGUUCUUGUAGUGAAACGUGAAGUUAGCCGGACCUGGAGUUUCAGUACUGGCCCUGAUGCAACUAAGGUUAAAGGUGGAUUAAGUUCUGAAAAGUCACGCGCACCGGAUAAGUCAUGUUUACCAAAUUUUGCUUCUAAAGAUUCUUCUGUAGAGAUUGGUGGUGAAAAUUCACCGCCUCUCUCUGAUGAGGAGUUGGAUGAAAAUUCAGAUGCUGCCAAAUCCAUUGCUGCUUUGAAGAAAGCCAUAGAGCAGGCUCAGGAAAGUAUGAGACUUGCUAAAACAAUUAUGCAAAAGAAAAGAGAAGGUACUAAAGAUGGUUCAAGGGCCAGGAGGUCUAAGGGUCGGUCAAAGGUUGAGGUCCUUGAGGAUGAGAAGGAAACUCGGACUGAGCAUGCGUCUGGUGGUUCGAAGGAGAACAAUUUGAAAGGGAAAAAUCACCGAUUAGAUCCUACAGUCCAUGUGCUCAGCAAGGUUGGUGGAAGAUCUGAUCCAGUCCUUAGUCAUAGUGACAGUCUUCUAAAUGCUCGGAAGGCUAAUGUGGAAUCAGUCGUGGAGAUUUUUAAACCAACUAAUGAGCAUGCAUCUGGUCUUUCGAAGGAGAACAAUUUGGAAGGGAAAAAUCAGCGAUUAGGUCCUACAUUCCAUGUGCUUGCUGAGGUUGAUGGAAAAUCUGAUCCAAUCCUGAGUCGUAGUGACAAUCUUCUAAAUGCUAGGAAGGCUAAUGUAGAAUCAGUCAUGGAGAUUUUCGAACCAGCCAAUGAUCAUGGAGAUGCAUUUGUUGAGGUAGAUAAGAAUUCUACUCCAACUUGCAGUCAGAGUGGGUCAAUUAACACCAAGAGAAAGGAUGAAAUGAACAAUAUCAGGCAAAAUGUUGGGGUAUCUGAACUACAUGGACAGACAACUGAUAUUCCCGGAUUAGCAGAAACUUCAGUUCUGGAAUCUGGGAAGGUAGACUGCAAUGCUAGCUCAACAAUGCAUCAAGCAGAAAGGCCUGAAGUUUUUUCUAAAAGGAUAGAAAGUGCGGAGAGCACUUCUAAGAGUCUGCAAGAGCUGGAGCAGAGGCCUAAUGAGGAUGCUGUGGAUCAGUGUCAGGCAACUGUUAGUCCUGUAAAUGAACCUGCAGAACUUCUGGAACAGUUGGAAAGAGUCUUAAGUGUUUCUGGAAGCACACAAGAGCAGGAGAAGAUUAUGCAUGGAAAUGGACAUUUGAGGAUCAGCCAAGAAAACAAGCCACCCGAGGAUACUGGCUGCAUUGUUGAUAAGAAAAUGUAUGAGAAGAAAUUUGUGGAGCAUGAAGAAUCGUAUUUGGCUGAACAUUUGACAAUGCGCAGAUCUAAUUUCAAUACUUUCCGUAAUGAUUUACUAAUUCUGGCUGAGGAAAAGAUGGUCGAUCAAGCACACAUCGAUAAGCAGCCUGAAAAUUACUCUGAGUGGAAAGAAGAUGGCCAAGAUUCACAAUUCAGUGAUGAAGAAGAAAAUGCAAUGGUGCAGAACGAGGAGAUUAUAUGGUAUGAGAGUGAACUGCAGCUGGAGGAAUCUGUGGAGGAAAAUGGAAGUGAGAGGGAGCCUGGAAUCGUUCCAGUAGUUGCAGAAGCUGCGGCUAAGGUGGACAUGGUUUUCAAGUCAGAAAUUGAUGACGAGAAACUGAAAUUUGAACUUGAUGAAGUUAGUCAAACCGUGCCUGGAAUAAAUGGGGAGAAUGAGGUAGCAAUGAGAUGUAUGGAUGCAUCAGAACUUGAGGCAAUUGAGACCAUACAGAUAGGAACAAAUGGUGAUGAUAAGGUUCAGAAUGGUAGAACUCCUUUAGAUGUUGAGGAAUUAAAUCAUACUGAUGGAGCAGCAGAUAGAAGGAAUAAUCUUCCAGACAUUGGUCAGGAAUUAAAUGAUUCUGCUUCUCAAAAGGAUAAUAGUGAAGCCUUUGCUAUCCAUUCAAAUGAUCGUGGCACCAUUUUCAGCAAUAGUCAUGGUGUUAAUACUUCAACCUUCUUCAGUAGGACUUCAGAACCUUGUAGUGCUGACAACGAAGCAGAACAAUAUGGAGCAGUUCUUAGAGGCUGUGAAGAGAACUAUAGCUUGCCUCUAGAAACUGAAGAGGAAAAUGAGGCAGAUAAACAGUUUGAGGUGGAGGUAAAUAUAAUGGCUGGAACAGAUAGCUUGUGUGGAUGUUCCUCUGCAGAGAAGUUUACGGAUGUCCAAGUGAACAAUACUUAUGACGGGUUCUCUUCCGAUAGCAAGUCUACCUGUUUCGUUUUAACUAAUGUGGAUCAAGAGAAAACACUGCCAAACAAUGAGGAUAUGUUCAAGACAGCUACUGAGAUUCAUAAUGCUGCGAACACCAAUAUGCAAAAUUUUUCUGAGCGACAUAUUUCUACUGAUAACCAGUUGGAAAGAAUUGAUACCACAAAUGUAAUGCCAGAUAUGCGGCAAAACUCAGAGAACAGUGAGGAAUCUCAAUCAACCUCAAAAGUUGAAAGUGUAGAUGAGGUAUCAGCUGAUGAGUCUCCAGCUUGUAGAGAUAAUGCAAAAGACAUAUCCUCAAACAAGGAAGAAGGAAAAGUUGAUCUUGAUAUGAAGUCUGAUGAAAGAGUAAAUGCUGCAAAACAAAGUGGAUGUCUGAACUUCAAAGACCAAACUCACCUCUCUCAAACAAAUUCUGAACCUAAAGAGAUGGACAAAUCUCCAGAAGCUGAAAGGGAUAUAAAAACAGGUCAACACGUGGAAGAAAAUAUCCAGAAUCUUGGCAGAACCUCAAUCUCAGAAAAUAAAGAUGCCAAAGGAAAUGAGCAGGAUUGUGAGAUGGAUUCUUGGCAAAGGAUUGAAGCCAUUAGGAGAGGAAGAGAACGGGAAAAAGAUAGAAUUGCUGCUGAGAGAGAACGGGAAAAGGAUAGAAUAGCUGUUGAAAGAGCGAUUCGAGAAGCACGUGAGAGAGCUUUUGCUGAAGCUCGAGAAAGGGCAGAAAGAGCUGCAGUAGAGAGAACAGCAGCUGAAGCUCAUCGGAGAGUUAAUAGGGAGGUACGGGAAAAGACUGUGAAGGCAUCCUUAGGGACUAGGCCAUCAGUUGAUAAGGCAUCCACUGAAGCCAAGAUCAGAGUGGAACGUGCUGCUGUAGAAAGAGCAACAGCAGAGGCACGUGAACGUGCUCUAGAGAAAGCAAUGUCUCAAAAAAAUUCCAUGGGCUCUAGAGGACAGACUGCAAAAUAUAAUGCAGAAAGGUCUUCAAGUUCUUCCAGCAAUAAUGGAUUGAAGCAUAGUUUCUCAUUCUCUGAUUUGGAGAAAUCUGAUGGAACCAUCACUGAAUCAGCAAAGAGAUGUAAAGCAAGUUUAGAGAGACACCAGAGGAUAAUGGAGCGAGCGGCAAAGGCCCUUGCUGAGAAGAAUACGUAUGAUCUUCUUGCCCAGAAAGAGCAGGAUGAGAGAAGUAGAUUAGCUAAAUCUCUUGAUGCUGAUAUAAAGAGAUGGGCCACAGGAAAAGAGGGGAAUUUGCGUGCACUACUCUCGACUCUACAAUAUAUUCUUGGACCUGAUAGUGCCUGGCAUCCUGUCUCACUGACAGACAUUGUUACUGCUGCUGCUGUAAAGAAAACAUACAGGAAAGCAACUCUUUGCGUACAUCCUGACAAAUUGCAGCAACGAGGAGCUAGCAUUCAACAAAAAUACAUAUGUGAAAAGAUUUUUGAUCUUCUGAAGGUCGCAUGGAACAGGUUCAAUUCAGAGGAAAAUUAACCAGAAAAGGAGCGAUUAUUAUUUUAAAAGGUGCACCUUUACAUUUGAUUUAAUUGAUUUCAUUAUUUUUUUCUUAGAAAUAGGUUGGUGGCAAUUACCUCAUCUUUUGAUAGCUUGAUGUAAGUGAAUGACCUUAGACUGCUGAUGAGCACGAUUGCACGAAUGUAUGUAUAUUUGAUAGUGAUAUCGUCAGGUUUUACAUAUAAAAAAAAGAGCUAAAUAAUUUACAUAA
Messenger RNA from Salvia splendens (bonfire salvia), 4638 nucleotides. RefSeq lists its product as uncharacterized. The record is from RefSeq and is a predicted model, not a curated record. Gene Ontology annotation, cellular component: intracellular membrane-bounded organelle; cytoplasm; vesicle. Lineage: Eukaryota; Viridiplantae; Streptophyta; Magnoliopsida; Lamiales; Lamiaceae. Gene Ontology annotation, molecular function: clathrin binding. The transcript has 7 exons. Gene Ontology annotation, biological process: clathrin-dependent endocytosis; clathrin coat disassembly. The coding region runs from base 162 to 4406 and encodes 1414 amino acids.